AUGGUUGUCCUCCUACUGCACUUUGGAAGGUACUUGCUAACGUCUGGACAUGCAGGAAAGAGUGAAAUAUUCCAACAGCAUCAAGAUUUCUCCAUCGAUCGCAUAAUUGACACGAAUGUCGACGUCAAUGAUGCUAUUUCGCACCUCUCUCCUCGCGAGCUUGAUCAGCUCAGCGAUCGCAGCGACGCCAGCGCAAUGGCGCUCCCAAUCCAUCUACUUUUGCUCACCGACCGAUUCGCGCGAACCGACGGCUCAAAGACUGCUGAAUGCGAUACCAAAAAUGGGAGAUAUUGCGGUGGUACCUGGAAAGGCAUCGAAACCAAGCUAGACUACAUCCAAGGAAGGGGCUUCACCGCAAUCUGGAUAACGCCCGUGACAGGCCAGGUAGAAGGAAACACGCCGGACGGAUCUGCAUAUCACGGAUACUGGCAGCAGGACAUCUACGCCCUCAACUCUGAGUACGGCACCGCCGAUGACCUCAAAUCUCUCGCUUCGGCACUACACGAUCGGGGUAUGUACCGUAUGGUCGACGUCGUCGCCAACCACAUGGAAAAGUAUUUUCACUCCUACUGCAAAAUUACGGACUACAACAACCAAACGAAUGUGCAGGACUGCUGUCUCGGUGAUGAAACACUUUCCCUGCCAGACCUGAAUACAGAACGGAAGGAUGUGCAAAGUAUUUGGUACGACUGGGUUGGAUCGCUGGUUUCAAUGUACUCAAUCGACGGCCUCCGCAUCGACACAGUCCGCCACGUCCAGAAAUCAUUCUGGCCAGCCUUCAACAAAGCCGCAGGCGUCUACUGCAUCGGUGAAGUCUUCGACGGGAAUACAGACUACACAUGUCCGUACCAAGAAGUCAUAGACGGUGUUCUUAAUUAUCCCAUUUACUACCCCCUCCUCCGAGCCUUCAAAUCCACCGACGGCAGCAUCUCCUCCCUCUACGACAUGCUCAACACCGUCAAGUCCAAUUGCCCAGACUCAACACUAAUGGGCACAUUCGUGGAAAACCACGACAACCCCCGCUUUGCCUCCUACGCAGACGACAUCUCGCUCGCGAAAAACGCGGCGACAUUCACGAUAAUGGCGGAUGGGAUCCCCAUCAUCUACGCGGGACAGGAACAGCACUACGCCGGCGGCACUGAUCCGUAUAACCGCGAAGCUGUCUGGUUGUCGGGGUAUAAGACGGAUAGUGUGCUGUAUAGUAUUAUUGCGAGGGUUAAUGCGGUGAGGAAUCAUGCUAUUGCAAGCCAUGAGGGGUAUGUGACGUAUAAGAAUUAUCCUAUUUAUCACGAUGACUCGACAAUUGCUAUGCGGAAGGGGUAUGAAGGCUCGCAGACUGUUACUGUUCUUUCAAAUGCAGGGGCUAGGGGUGGCGAGUAUACGCUUGAGUUGUCUGGGACUGGGUAUGAGGCUGGGGAUACGGUGAUGGAGGUCUGUACAUGCGAGGAGAUUACUGUUGGUGGGGAUGGGAAAGUUGAGGUUAAGAUGGGGGGUGGUGAACCGAGGAUUUUGUAUCCAAGUGACAAAUUGAAGGGAUCGGGGCUUUGUUCGUAG
Messenger RNA from Penicillium argentinense, 1554 nucleotides. RefSeq names its product alpha-amylase. The coding region runs from base 1 to 1554 and encodes 517 amino acids. The record is from RefSeq and is a predicted model, not a curated record. Gene Ontology annotation, biological process: carbohydrate catabolic process. NCBI's taxonomy places the organism in Eukaryota, Fungi, Ascomycota, Eurotiomycetes, Eurotiales, Aspergillaceae. Gene Ontology annotation, molecular function: alpha-amylase activity; calcium ion binding. The transcript is spliced from 8 exons.